Peronospora matthiolae is the source of this 561-nucleotide messenger RNA. The record is from the annotation of a GenBank genome assembly. NCBI's taxonomy places the organism in Eukaryota, Oomycota, Peronosporomycetes, Peronosporales, Peronosporaceae.
AUGGCCAGGAACAGCACUGAGCCGGCGCCUGUGCUGCCAAUGGAGUUGCUGCACGACCACAAGGCCGUGGGUGCCAGGGUGCGUGUGGUCACCAGAUUCCAAGAGGUCUUUGAAGGCUCUAUCUUCGCGCUGGACCCUCUCGCGCACUUCCUCGUGCUCGAAGAGAAAAAUGGCGCCAAGAGCAAAACACGGAUCUUGCAACUCGAGAUACUGCAAAAGGUCGAGAUAUUGAGUCCUGCUCCGGCCGGCUUGCGGCUGACCCUGCCUCGAAUCAGCGAAGCAGAACUGAAGCGUGCAGAGCAUCGAAACAAGGGGGUAGCAGAGCGAGCGUUGGCUUCUAUUGGUCAGGGCGUGUCUAGUGAAGCUCAACUGAUCUUCGAUGCUCUGAACAAGACGAUGCCGUGUGAGUGGGAGGGUGCCAACAUUCGAGUCAUGGGUGAGGUCAGGAUUACACCACCGUACCAAGUGCAGAAUUGCGUCAGUGCGAACGCUCAAGUGCUCUCGCGGGUCAAGAAAGUGAUGGAAGGGGAGAAGAGCAAGUUGAAGAAGGCCAAGAAGUAA